AUAGUGUGCGUCCACGUGCUGCCUUCAUGCAUACUGCUCCGCCUUACAGUUUAGUGCGGAAGUGCGCUGUUUGGUGUAGAGAUAGGGACAGUGCCACUUCGAGUCGCCAGUGCAUCCAUUCAAACACGCAGGACUGAGGGAGAGCUGCUGAAGCGGUGCCAUCUCAGUGACCACAGGGGAUGCUUCGAGGAUCAUCUAAAGCUCUUCACUUUUGAGGAGGUCAGUGAAGUGAAGAGUGAUGGCAGGAGAGAAGAGUUCUCCAGACGACACGCGCUCUUCCAGAGUCAUUCGGGCGGUGUUUCUGGCUCUUCUACUGGACCUGCUGGGGUUCACAGUAAUCCUUCCUCUUCUCCCCUCCAUCUUAGAUCACUACAGUCAAACAGGGGAUAGUGUGUAUCUGUCACUACAAAGCAUUGUGGACUGGUUCAGGGGCACUGUAGGAAUUCCUUUGGAGAGAAAAUACACCAGUGUACUUUUUGGAGGUCUGAUUGGCUCACUCUACUCACUGCUGCAGUUCAUUUUCUCUCCCGUGAUAGGGGCUGCAUCCGAUCAGCAUGGCAGAAGACCGCUGCUACUUAUAACUACUGUUGGGUUGAUUUUCUCCUACAUUCUGUGGGCUGUUUCUCACAGCUUCAGUGUUUUUCUCCUGUCUCGUGUGGUGGGAGGAAUCUGUAAAGGCAAUGUCAGCCUCUGCACUGCUGUUGUGGCAGACCUACCUUGCCCUAAAGCAAGAAACAGAGGGAUGGCAAUGAUUGGUGUUGCCUUCUCUUUGGGCUUUACCCUGGGCCCGUUAAUGGGAGCCUACUUUGCACUGAGACCAGUGGAUGCUGAGUUGUUUUAUCAAGGACCUGCUAUACUGUCAGUUCUCUUCUCUGUAGCAGACCUGCUCUUCAUUUUUUACAUGCUUCCAGAGACUUUGAACAAGGGCAAUUCGGAGCACACAGGCGUUCAGGAGAUAGGAGACCUGCUCAACCCAGUGGCCCUUUUCAACUUCUCUGCCGUCACAAGAACAAAAGAGCCACCCUCCAGACACCGGAUGCGAAAUCUUAAGGUUCUGGGCUUGGUGUACUUUGCAUACCUCUUCCUUUUCUCUGGGCUUGAGUUCACACUGAGCUUCUUAACUCAUCAACGCUUCCAGUUCUCCAGCAUGCAACAGGGGAAGAUGUUCUUUUUCAUUGGCAUCACCAUGGCAACAUUCCAGGGAGGAUAUGCACGCAGGAUCCAACCAGCUCAGCAGAUCCGGACAGUCCGCAUCGCAAUAUUAUUACUCAUUCCAGCCUUCAUACUCAUUGGAAUAGCAUGGAAUUUAAUAAUGCUUUACAUCAGCCUUUUUCUCUAUUCCUUUGCGGCUGCCAUUGUUGUACCAUGUCUUUCAGCACAAGUAUCUGGUCACGGCACAGCGAGUCAGAAGGGUACAGUGAUGGGGAUCCUGCGUAGUCUGGGAGCACUGGCCCGAGCACUGGGUCCAGUUGUAGCUUCCUCAGUGUACUGGCUUGCUGGUGCUGAGUUGUGCUUCAUCAUCAGUUCGGCUUUCUUUUUUGCCCCGUUGCUCUUACUGAGCCGACUAGAGGAGCACAAAGAGGAUUGAGAACACACUCGUACAACUUUUACUGAAAAUACCUUUUACAAACAAUUUCUAAAUGGCGUAAAAAUAUUUCCAACUUUACUUUUUUUUCUAACAUUUUUUAUACAACAAAAUAUUUUAAUAGUGCAAUAUAUUUUGAAAAAGACAUGCAAUGCAGUAUGACAACGAUGGGGCAGUUUUGAUACACUAUACACUAUAUGCUGCACAAGAUAUUCAAUAAAUUUGAUUUGCUAGAAUUAAGAAUCCUUGUAACUCCGUAACAUCUAUUUUCUUAAUGUGGUGUGAGUCAUGAACUACUAGUAUAAUAAAUAUGAUUUAACAUUGUGAAAAAUAUGAACUGUUAACAUGUGUAAAAUUGCAAACGUUCAAAGUUGGCAUUAUACAAUGGGAAUCCUGCCUUUUUUCAGUGAAUUAGAUUAUUCAGUUCAGCUCAGCAAUAAGAACAUCUUCCUAACAGUUCAUUGCAAUGUUGUUCUUCAGCGAAAGCUGUAUUUUUCCCCGAAUAACACACGUUGUGUGCUUGGUGCACAGCGAUGGACCAGCAUCCACUUCAGGGUGUAUUUCCGCCUUGUGAUAAAUGUUCCUGUGAAAGGCUUCGGGUCCACCACAGCCCUCACCAGGAUACUGAAGAUGAAUGGAUUCACACUAACAAACAGUUAUGUUGGAAAAGCUUGUUUGUAAAUAACGCUGACAGAGUAAAAGAGCACUGGUUACGUCUACAAAAAAGAAGAAGAAAACACAGCUCACAUACUGUAUGUAAACUGACCCUGUGUUCAAUUAAAGAUGUCAUGAACUAAA
Hemibagrus wyckioides is the source of this 2383-nucleotide messenger RNA. It is a transcript of the gene slc75a1, whose product is annotated as major facilitator superfamily domain containing 10. The transcript has 13 exons. Gene Ontology annotation, biological process: transmembrane transport. The coding region runs from base 239 to 1588 and encodes 449 amino acids. Lineage: Eukaryota; Metazoa; Chordata; Actinopteri; Siluriformes; Bagridae. Gene Ontology annotation, molecular function: transmembrane transporter activity. The record is from RefSeq and is a predicted model, not a curated record. Gene Ontology annotation, cellular component: brush border membrane.